Molecule: messenger RNA, 4553 nt
Organism: Oreochromis aureus
Lineage: Eukaryota; Metazoa; Chordata; Actinopteri; Cichliformes; Cichlidae
Gene: tmem64
Product: transmembrane protein 64
Exons: 3
Coding region: 796-1854 (352 amino acids)
Source: RefSeq, a predicted model, not a curated record
AAACAGUGGUCUGUAUGAAUAGCUUCAACAUCGACAGCAUCCACUCAGGAGAGAGGACGACUAGUGAAACAACAGCAGCAGCAGCUAGCCUGGAGACAAAGAGCAAACUGGGCUUUCGCAUCCGGCUUGUGAGUCCUGUUUGUCGCUCUGGUGUCCGGGAGAGGCGGCGCUGAAAGGCCGGUGGCGGUGGUUUUAGUAUCGAGAUUGCACUGUUGGACUUUAUCCUCGCAGAGAGCUAGUUAGCUAACGGCGGAGAGUAAGUUAUAGCCACGCAGUGAUUUGUGCUGGUGAGUUAUCGCUAAAGCUGGAUGUGAAUGCUGAGGGAGUCCUAAAAGUUGAUGUCGAUAGGACAGGCUCUCCCCUUGUCAUGCAGACCCAUCUUUGUCGUGUCCCUCCGGCCACUGACUCAACCUUGUCCUGGGCGAAGUGAUAACAACUCUGAAGAUGGCGAGUGCUUUAGACAGCGACUACAAAACUGACAACAUCAAGCCACUGCACUGGCACGCUACACAGCUGGUGUACCCGAGAUAAACUGCUAACACGGGUUAAGUUGGGCAGUUAAUGUAAUGGCAAAAGGUUGCCUGUAUGCCUUACUAUGCCAGUGCAGUAAGAGCACCAGAGCAAUGGACUACUACUUAUGCUGAAGCCAUCGUCUUCAAAGUUUGUGAUUACUUGUCUCUGUUGAGAUGGACUUUGACUGUGUUUAGACGCUUUCUAGGAACCUGUAACAUAACAGCUGCUUCCAGGUCAAUCUGAGCUCCACUGCUGGUCCCCAGAGGCUGUUUGAGGACCGACAUGUCAAUGUCAGGGGCUACGACCGUGCAGCUUUUCACCAAGCUUGUAAAGCACGCAGUGGGCAAGACGCAGAUCCAGCUGAACCGCUGGCUGCAGAGGACCUCCACGGAUGAGUGUGACAAAAUAGACAUCCUAAUAUGCAACGCUUUUGAUGAGAGGGGGGCUGGCUUGGGGAAGUCGGACGGUGUUCCCGAGGCCAGCGUUGACACAGGGGGGGCGACCUUCACCGGUGGUGCAGAGUUCAGACAUCCAUGCUGUAUCACCACCUUCUGUUUCAAAAGCGCCCUGCUGGCAUGCAUCCUCACUGCUGUGUGCUUCUCCUCGGUGGCUCUGGUACGCCAAUACCUGAAGGACCUCCUGCUUUGGGUGGAGAGUUUGGACAGCUUUGUUGGAGCCAUGCUCUUUAUAGUUGGUUUGAUUAUCGUGUCCUUUCCAUGUGGAUGGGGAUAUAUUGUUCUUAAUGUGGCUGCUGGCUACCUCUACGGCUUUGUGCUGGGCAUGGGACUAGUUAUGGUGGGGGUUUUAAUAGGGACCUUUGUGGCACACGUGGUGUGCAAACGACUGUUGACUGACUGGGUGCUGAACAAAGUUGGAAACAACGAACAGCUCAGUGCCGUCAUACGCGUGGUGGAAGGAGGAAGUGGACUCAAAAUUGUGGCCUUAGCAAGACUCACCCCCAUACCUUUUGGACUCCAAAAUGCAGUUUUCUCGAUCACAGAUGUGUCCUUGCCAAACUACCUGGUGGCCUCCUCUGUGGGCCUGUUGCCCACACAGCUUCUCAACUCCUACCUGGGCACCACACUUCGUACCAUGGAGGACGUCAUCGCUGAGCAAAGCGUCAGCGGCUACUUCGUGUUCAGCCUGCAGAUCAUCAUCAGCAUCGGCCUGAUGUUCUACGUCGUGCAUCGGGCUCAGGUAGAGCUCAACGCAGCCAUCGCCGCCUGCCAGAUGGAGCUGAAGUCGUCACACAUGAACGGCUCCUCCACCAAUCACAGCAACUUCACCUACUGCAGCAAGAGGGUGACAGCUGGAAGCGGAAACUGCAUCAACAUCGUGUGACCUCGAAUCGCCACAUGUGGCUGUAGCAGCCACAACCUGGUCACCCAAUUGUAAAGUGCGUAUCCUUGAGGGAACCAGCACAGUUCAGCUGGUGUCCCAAACACGCCGGCGGCACGGUAACGUACUGCAGCGAUCGUCCCGGCAUCUCGCUCUGAGCACCCUAAAGGUGUUCGCCUGUAGUCGGUGUGGAAGUGCGGGACCAUGCGCCUGACAAUGGUGCCGAUGAAAGUGGUACAUCAUCAUGGUAGUUUGUUUAUUUGUUUUUUGUUAAUGGUACUUUUUUACAUCUGUUACAUAAGAUGUCUGCGGAAAUAUGACGUUCUCACCGCAACCUGUGAAAUAGUCACAAUAUUUCAUCCUGUCUUUUGUGCUCAUGCAGAACUUCAACUUACAAAGCCCACACUGGGAGGUGGGAGACGGUGGCAGUGGCAUAAGUUAAUCAUACACUUAUGAGACUGUAUUGUGAAUGCUGGACAGGAGCAGAGCUUUCAGACUCUGUUUUAUUACUUUUACGUGUAAGGUUUUUCUUUCUUUUGCUGCGGUUUGGGUUUAGGCACCAAAAGCACUAACAAAAUACUAGUUUGGGUUAAAAUGCAAAGUUUGUUUUCUACAUGAUCUAACGUGACUGUUUCACUUUUGCCGUGAGAGCGAGCAAAAAUAUGGCGGGUAGCACAGUGAGUGAGUUUUUAAGUACAUGGCAGGAAACAAGAUGCCUGCUUUAUUUCUGAAUGUGCAAUGUGAAGCUUUCAAGAAAGGAACUGAUUUUACUUUUAAUUUCAGUGUCAAAAGAACACCAGCCUAUACACCUUUAUUUCAAAGUAUACCUGUUUUGAUUUUAUUUCAGGUGAUUGAAUUAUUUUGCUUAUUUGCAGUAUGAGUAAUAAGGGCAUUAUUAAUAUUUUUGAAUUAUUUUGCGUUUAAUUAUGGUUCCUAUUUUUUUUUUUUUUUUUUUUAAGUGUCUUAAUUUUGGACUAAGGAGAAGGCGGGAACGCUCCCAGUGUGCGCAGGCUUUGUGGCGACUUCAGCUGCCUGGAUAUCAGUUUGAGCACCUCCUGCAGGUUUGAUAGGAGAGCCAGGAAGUUUAUAAUCCAAUAUGUUUAACUCAGAGCCGCACGCCCUGCGAGUGAUUCCCGCAACAUUGGUGAUCCAUUUUGAUUUUUCGUUAAUGUUCAUUUUGUUUUUGUUUUUGCUGUGAGAUUUCUCUUUUUUGGGAGAAUUAUACAGGUUUUUUCUCUUUUCUUUAAAAUGAUAGAUUUGAUAAAUCAGUGCAAUACAUCGAGGAACGAAACGGCAAGAAUGUCACAUUUCAGUGCUGAAACCAAACUAAUAAGAAAUGCUGUCAUGCAUACGACAUAACACAAACCCAAGUCUGUGUGUUAUUUGGGGUUUAUCUUACUUAUAUUAUAGAGGUGUGAGCUCAAUGAGAUAAAGAAGCUUUUAUUUUUUAAUGUGCCGUGAAUUGAGGAAGAUUAUCAGAUGUUAUGACCCCGGCCUCGCCUGAGGGGAGGCUGAGUGCAACUUAGGACUUUUUACUUGUUGUUGGUGAUGAUAGACAUCACCUGAUAACUUUUUAAUUUCUUUAAGCUCUUAAUACAACAAGGAUCUCAUGCUGUAGGUUUGUUUGCACAGUCCACUACAGACAAACAUUAUUUUCAUACAGAUGAACUACAAAUGGGUUUGGUUGGUCAAAAGGAGAGCUGGAUGUGUCUGAGAAGCCGACAAUCAAACACAACAUGGACACUAAGUGAUGAAUGUGAUACUACUUUUUAUUUUUUACAUUUAUUGUGAUGCUGCUCCUCAGACCAAGUCUGAUAGAGGAAUAUUAAGGGCUCUUAUUUAAAAGAUUAAAAAAAAUUACACAUCUUAAUGUCCCUGUAGUUGUUCACAAAAAGCCUGCUUUGUGAUGCUGGUGCAAAUUUUUGUUUUGUUUUUAAUUUUAAUUUUCAUACCUUUUUGUUCUUCUUAGCGCCACCCAAACACAUUCCAUGCUGUCAGUCAACUGGCAAGCUGUAGAGUUAUUUUCACACUAAAUGUUGGUCUAAGGGGCCCCUUCCGGUUUGAAUUUAGCAAUAAUUUUGACAGUUUAAAGCAAAAACCCCCAACCGUAUAUACCAGUAAGCUCUUCAGCCAAGUGAGGGGAAUCGUCCAGUAGGGUUAUAACGUGAACAAAAAGCUGCAUUUAAGUUAUUUGAUCUAUAUUCCACUGUAAGCUCGAGUAUCACCAUUCCCAGGUUUGUGUUACAGUGUUCAGCCUGCCUUUUACCUCCCGCUGCCUCUUUGACAGACAUCUCUGAGCUGCCUAUGAUUUGAUGGAGACGUCGCGAGACACGCUGGUAUCUGUGAUCAGAACGGCUUGUUGGAAGAGUCCCUGAAAUGACUGACUGCUUGCACACAGACCACACAAACAUCUUUAUUGUUAGAUCGAAACACUUUUACAGGUUCUUACUUGAAUUGAAAGUUUACGUAUAGAGGGAGAGAGGGGAACAUGUUUUACAGCUGAUAGCUUGUGAAAAAAAAUCACUUAACACUUAGCUGGUCAUAUUUUGAAAGCACGGAAAUAUGGUUUGUUUUAAAGUCUUAGAUGUCCCCUAACAGAGACUCUCCAGAAACGUAGCGUGAUUAAUGAAGCUGUUCUGCUCAGAAGUGGGAUUUUUUUUUUUUUUUUUUUUUUUUUUUUUUUGCCAUGUUUAAUGCAAAAA